Stegodyphus dumicola is the source of this 3488-nucleotide messenger RNA. It is a transcript of the gene l(3)80Fg, whose product is annotated as dnaJ homolog subfamily C member 16 l(3)80Fg. Lineage: Eukaryota; Metazoa; Arthropoda; Arachnida; Araneae; Eresidae. The record is from RefSeq and is a predicted model, not a curated record.
GUAUUUUACUUAAGAAACCUCUGCAUUAAAUUGACAUAAAUGAAUUACUUAAGUUUAAUUGUUUUCUUUGUGAUACUUCAAUGUGUUAUUUCCCUAAGAGAUCCCUAUGCAAUUCUUGGUGUUGCCCGAACGGCAUCGAUACCGGAAAUAAAACGAGCUUACAAGCGAUUGGCAAGAGAGUGGCAUCCCGAUAAGAACAAAGGGCCCGAAGCCGAAUCUAAGUUUAUCGAAAUCAACAAAGCAUACGAACUUUUAACUGAUCCAGAACGAAGGAGGCUCUUCGAUCGCUCCGGCAUAACUGAAGAUACGCCGAACUUUCGACAAUAUCCCGAUUAUUCUCAGUUCAGAAGAUACGAGAAUGAUCCGUUUGAGCAUAUAUUUAGCCAAGGAGGUUUUAACUUUCAGUUUAAAUUCAACCAAGGUUCAUUCUAUCAUAAACAUACCAUUACUGCUAAAGCCUACGAGAAUCACAUUAUCCCCAACAGUAAUUUUCAGCCAUAUUUAAUAUUGUUUUAUGGAGAGCUGUGUUUUGCUUGCAUCAGUGCCGAGCCAAUAUGGAGAAAACUGAUCGAAGAACUCGAACCACUCGGUGUUGGGUUUGCUGCCAUUCAUGCACAGCAAGAGAGUGCCUUAGCACACAAAAUUGGUGUUAGUUCACUUCCCUAUGUCAUUGGUCUUGUAGAUGGAAGAGCUGUUCAUUAUAAAGAACGUCAGUUGAGCUUUGUGAAGAUUGUAGAUUUUUGUCGCAAGAUUAUUCCUGCAAAAACAGUAAUUAGCGUGACAGAUAAGGUGGUAGACGACUUUCUCAAUGGAUGGUACGAUAAUAGAGUUCGAGUUCUGAUAUUCAGUAGAGCGGAUUCCAUUCGGCUUAGGUACAUGCUGAUUGCUUACAAAUUCCGUAGCCGUGUGGCAGUGGGUCACGUAUCUCUGGAAAGCGAGGAUUCCAAAAAUACGGUCAAAAGGUAUAAUGUGCAAACCAAAAUGGAAUCUCUUUUAGUUUUUAAUGAAGAUCCUUCUAAGCCUAUUGCUACUUUGAGCAUGACAGAACUGUCUGUUGCAACUAUGAACGAUGUUAUAGACUCGAAUAAAUUUUUAUUAUUGCCUAGAUUAUCGUCGCAGACCAUCUUCGAUCAGCUGUGUCCCACGGAAGCCGUGCGAGCACGUAAAUAUUUAUGUGUCAUAUUGAUAACUAAGAACACGAACGAGCAUGAUCCAUACAGAGCUGCUAUGCGCGAUUUCAUUCAGAAGGUUGAUGUGCCCAAUGACAGAGUAAGAUUUAUGUUUCUUUUUGAAGAAAAGCAGAAAGAGUUUGUUAAAGCACUAAGUUCUGGUAUGGGUACACCGGAAGAUCCUCUUCUCCACGUCGUUCUUAUUUGGAGAAAAUCGCAUGAUCGUGUUCGAUACCAGUGGCUGCAGCACGGUUGGGAUAUCGAUGACGACAACAUGAAUGCCACAAAAGAGGAGUUGCAUGCUGCUAUGAAUCACCUCAUGCAAUCGACAGAAACUUUACCAUAUGAUGCUAAAGUAUGUAUGUUAACAGAUGAACAUGCUCUGAGUUUAUUCACUAGAGUUCUGAACAGAAUGAUACUUAUGGGAGAUGUUCUAUGGGAUAAUAUUACACGUCAGGAAAUAUUGCCUGCAUUAUCAGUUGUCUUAUCUGUUGGUUUCAUUAUCUUGGUAGGAUACAUUAUGUCUUAUUUGGUCCAAUUAGAAGAAAAAAGCAUUCAAGAGAAAUACCAAAGAGAAGGCAAGCAAAUACCGGGUAUGUCUGUUAAAAGUAAACCAGAAUUCCAUUUACAUAUACAUGAGCUCCGGGGCGAAACGUAUAAUGGUCUCGUUAGACUUCUUAAACCUGGUUGUAGAACUAUUGUGCUGCUGGUCGAUAAUGAAUCCAAGGUUAAAUUGUUACCUGUAUUCUAUAGAUGUGUGUACCCUUAUCGUAAGAAUAAGACUUUAAUGUUUGCUUUCAUUAUGGUGGAGAAAAAUCUGGAAUGGUAUCGACGUCUGCUCCUCCAAACUCUUGGUGAAUCAAGGGAACUGAAUAUUAAUCCAAAAAACUGUAUUGGUACUGUUCUUUCUCUUAAUGGCCAUCGGAAGUACUUUUGCGUCUAUCAUGCGAAACAUGCCGAACAAAGCUGGAAAAGGAAAGAUGGUAAAGUGAGAAAAAAUGAAAAUUCUGCAGCCGGGGAGUUCAUAGGGUUCGAGGAUAGUAAUUCCGAAUCCGAGAAUAGUGACGUCGAGUCUGGAAAAAAACAAAACAUGGAGAAUGAUUUGUAUGGAAAUAUUCUUUUUGAAGAACAUCUAUUAGAUGGACUUUCUAACUGGUUAGAUAGACUUUUUGAAGGAUCUACGCAAAGAUAUUACAUUCAGUAUUGGCCAGAUAAUAUGAAGUAAUUCAUCCAUACUAGUCAAAAUAUGCGAUUUAAUAUAUUGGUUUGUUUUCUACUGCUUUCUUUAUCUCACUUACAUAUAGAAUCUAAAACUGCAUCGUUUUCAGUGAUGCUACUUAAAUACAUUAUAGUAUUAAUUUUGUACCUGCAAUAGAUAAAGCAGAUAUAGAUAAUGAAGUAAUAUAUUUAUUAAGAAGACAUCCGUAAAGGCUCUAAUAAAUUUGAAUGAUUACCGUUUCUGAAUUAAAACUAUUAGAAAUUUAAAUAGUUAAUUGUUCAAAAAUCAAUAUUUCAAUUAAUAAAAGAAAUAAACAAAACCAUUGGUUUUGGAACUGAUGUCCAUGUCAGGCAUGCUGAAGAUAAUAUUAUGAAUUAUUGAAUGCCAUUAACUUUUUAUGAAAAUUUAAUUCAUGUAAUUUUCCUUUUUUAGAUAAAAGUUUAUCAAAAGCAUUGCUAAAUUAUCAGUCCUAAGCCAACUGUUUCACAUAAAUUUGACAGCUUUUAAAUUUCUAUAGCUGUUUUAUUUUGAAUCGAUUUGUUCGGCACGACAUGAUGUUUAAAUGAAUUAAAACACACUCUACUUUGUAACUUGCCUUCUUAAAUCAUUGCUCAUGCUUUUAAAAAUAUCGAAGUUUGUGAAUUACUUCAAAUAUUGUAAAAAAUCAUUAACACAUUAGAUGUUUUUGUUUUAAAGUGGCCAACUUGAUAAUUUUUUAUUUAAUGUAUAAAAGUUCUCCCCCUCCUUGAAAAUUGAACAUCUUCUGUAUUUAUUAAACUACUUAUUUAUUAUCAUUUCUUUUUCCCCCUUUUUUUUGGGGGGGGGUGAGUAAGCCAUAACUGAAAAGCAAAUUUUAUGAUAUCCUGUCUGUCGUACUGUAAAUGUUUGCAUUUUAGUGUUCAGUAUGAAUAAGUAUCUUGUAAAUAUGAGUACUUGGUUUAUAAAAGACUUGUCACAGAUGAAAUUUUGUUCCUACUCUAUCAAAUGUGUUUGGAUUGUCACUCUAUUACCACUUGAAUAUCAAAUGAUUGUAGUUUGUUUUUCAAAAAUCCAUCUUAUGAUCUUGCAGCUUAUAAAUAAAUUUUGUGCUGUCUGUAUAA